Molecule: messenger RNA, 2369 nt
Organism: Papilio polytes (common Mormon)
Lineage: Eukaryota; Metazoa; Arthropoda; Insecta; Lepidoptera; Papilionidae
Product: 4-coumarate--CoA ligase 1-like
Exons: 9
Coding region: 325-2019 (564 amino acids)
Biological process (GO): fatty-acyl-CoA biosynthetic process; long-chain fatty acid metabolic process
Cellular component (GO): mitochondrion
Molecular function (GO): long-chain fatty acid-CoA ligase activity
Source: RefSeq, a predicted model, not a curated record
AUUUGUUUUGAUUUUUUUUCUGUACGCUUUAUUUGAUUUUUUUCUCUUUCUUUUUUAUUGAAUUAAAUGAGAUAUACGAGUAAGAAAUACGAAUGUUGUUUAUUGUAUUUACGUUCUUCAUGGAAACACUAGUUGUGAAAGCGGUUCCAAACACAUUAUGCUGUGCCGUUCAAGGAUUUUACAAUUCACCCAGUGAACACACAUUCGAAAUCAUUAAAUGAAACGAAGUUCAAAGUCUAAUUUGAUAACUUGUUGGCUUCAUUUGCUGAGGCAUUCCCUCGCAUUUUGUUAUUGGCUUUAGAACGAAAAGUUUAAUUAAUCAAAAUGGCCAGUGUUCUUAAACAAAGGGGGUUACAAUUAAAGAAACAAAUGCAAGUCUUACUAACUCAAAGUAUAAAAUUGAGUAGUGUGAAAAAUGAACCUAAUAUUUUGAAGUCUGUUUAUGAAGAUAUAGUACCAAUUAAUAGUACAAUAAAUGACUACAUUUGGCAAAACUUGGAUCGCUGGCCGGAUAAGACUGCUGCGGUGUGUGCAGCAACUGGCCACGGAUACACCUAUGCUCAAACACACAGGAUGUCAAUCUCAUUUGCGGCAUCACUGCGAACGAAAUUGAAACUUAAGAAUGAUGACACAGUGGCUAUAAUCCUACCAAACGUUCCGGAAUACCCUUGUACUAUGCUAGGAGUGUUGGAAGCUGGCUGUAUUGCCAGUAUGAUGAAUCCUGCGUAUACCACACAUGAAUUACACCGUCAAUUAGAACUAAUCGAAUGCAAAGCAAUUGUUACCUCAAAACUAUCAUAUUCUAACGUAGCUGAAGCUAUCAAGAAAUUGAAAAUUAGACCUGCAGUAAUAUUAAUUGACAACGAAGGACUGCCAGAGGACGUUAUUAAGUUCGCUGAAUUCGCUGAAGAUAUGUCAAUUGACACAGACUGUUUGAAAUCAGUGCAGAGGAGUAAAAAAGAUGUUGCUAUACUGCCGUUCUCGAGUGGUACUACUGGUUUUGCGAAGGCUGUGGUAUUAACUCAUCAGAGUGUGGUUGCAAUGAACCAAAUGAUUAACAACCCUGAGAUUAUCGCCGUUGAUGAAGCUACAGAUUCAUAUCAAUGUGCAGUACCAGCUGUGCUGCCAUUCUUCCACAUCUUCGGCUUCAACGCGGUGAUGAUGAACCUGAUGACGAGAGGCAGCAAGCUCAUCACCUUCGCCAAGUUCAACCCGGAGCUGUUCCUCAAGACCGUGGUGCAGCAAAGAGCUGAACAUCUCUACAUCGUGCCACCGAUGGUUGUGUUCCUGGGCAAGCAUCCCGCGGUAACGGGAGAACAUUUGCAAUCUGUUCGCGGCAUCAUUAGUGGCGCUGCACCUCUCUCGGAGACUGACGCUGCUGCUGUAUUGAAGAAAAACAAGAACAUUUACUUCCGUCAAGGCUACGGGUUGACGGAGACCAAUGGCGGGGUGUCAGUUGGCAGGAAGAGUGAUGUCAACCAUGCCACCGUCGGCUACAUGUUCGGCAGCUGCGAGGCCAAAAUCGUCGAUGUUAACACACAAGAAGCAUUGGGACCUGGCAAAGAAGGUGAGAUAUGGGUUCGAGGACCUAAUUUAAUGCAAUGCUAUUACAAGAAUGAAGUCGCAACUAACGAGGUGUUGACUGACGGCUGGUACAAGACGGGCGAUAUCGGGAAAUACGAUCAAAACAAAUAUCUAUACGUUACUGAUAGAUUAAAAGAAUUAAUAAAGGUGAAAGGUUUCCAAGUACCUCCAGCGGAAUUAGAAACGAUAUUACGAACACAUCCUAAGAUAAUGGACUGUGCAGUGAUCGGAGUGCCCGAUGACGUCACCGGCGAGGCCCCUAAGGCCUUCGUCGUCACUCAGAGAGACGCACUCACAGACGAGGAAGUUAAACGAUACGUUAACGAACAACUCGUAGCAUUCAAACAUAUCAAAGAAGUACAAUUUGUUGAUGAAAUACCUAAGAAUCCAGCCGGUAAGAUUUUAAGAAAAGAUUUAAAAGCUAAAUAUUGUUAAUGUUUAUAGUAACAUAUAAUAGCCAAAAAUACAUAAAAGUACUUCUGUAAACGCUUUAAAUAUGAAAAUAUACGCUAAAUAAUGCUUUAUAAAGAGUACUUAAAUUUUUAAAAAGUGUCUUCAAGACUAUAAAAUGAAAUUUUUAAUAUUUUCUGUUUUUUAACUUUGGGUCGAUUAUAAACAGAAUGUUAUUAAAAAUGUUAAAAACUACACAAAAUAGUUAUUAACAUAAAGAGGUCGGAUUUUUGUGCAAUCGGUCUGCUUUUGGACCCUAAAAUAUAUAUAACCAUGUUUUUUUCUGAAUAUAUUUUAUUUGUUAAAUAUUUUAUGAAUAAAAUCGAUAAAAUUAA